UCGCCACGAGUCUCUGUCUCUAUAUCUCAAGUGCUCUGUCUUAAUUUGUUUCUGCAUUUCCAUUUUUUUUUUUUCCCCAAUAUGGAGCUGGAAAAAAUAGUCCAAUUUCUGGAGAAUAAGACCAUAUUAGUCACCGGAGCCACCGGCUUUCUGGGAAAGAUGUUGGUGGAGAAAGUGCUAAGAGUUCAACCUAAUGUAAAGAAGCUCUACCUGCUCAUAAGAGCUUCAGACAGCCACUCAGCCUCCCGACGAAUGUAUACUGAGGUCAUUGGAAAGGAGUUGUUCAGGGUUUUAAGGGAAAAAUGGGACACAAACUUCGAAUCCUUGAUAGCAGAAAAGGUGGCUGCUAUUUCUGGAGACGUUUCCUGUGAAAAUCUGGGAUUGGAUGUAAAUGACAUGGAAAAGUUGUGGAAAGAUAUAGACGUAAUAGUUAACUCUGCAGCCACGACUAGCUUUGAUGGAAGAUACGAUGUCGCAUUGGGAACCAAUACGUUGGGAGUUCUGCAUGUGCUUAGCUUUGCUAAGAAAUGUACCAACUUAAAGAUGCUUGUCCACCUAUCUACAGCUUACGUUUGCGGGGAAAGGGAUGGACUCAUACUAGAGGAUGAAAUGUUUUACACGGGCAAAACGUUGAAAGUAACCUCUAAACUAGAUUUCAAAGAAGAACAGAAAUUGAUGGCAGAGAAAUUGGAGGAAUUGCGAGACCAAAAUGCUUCUGCUGAUACAAUUACAACUACCAUGAGGGAUUUUGGCAUUCAAAGGGCAAAACUAUAUGGAUGGCCAAAUACCUAUGUUUUUACCAAGGCAAUGGGAGAGAUAUGCCUAAGGAACUCGAAAGAAAAUUUCCCCCUAGUCAUCAUACGUCCAACUAUGGUUACCAGCUCUUACAAAGAACCUUUCCCUGGUUGGAUUGAAGGUUUGAGAACCAUUGACAGUGUAAUUGUCGGUUAUGGUAAAGGGAAAGUCAAAUUCUUCCUCAGUAAACCCAAGUUAGUAUUGGAUCUGAUACCUGGUGACAUGGUGAUAAAUAUAAUACUUGCAGCGAUGGCAGCUCAUGCAAAUCAAUCUUCUGAUGCAACAAUCUACCAAAUUGGAUCCUCAUUGAAAAAUCCUAUAGACAUGCCUAAUAUUCGAAGAUUUUUUUUCCAAUACUUAACCAAAAAUCCAUUGGAAGGCAAAAAGGGAAAUCCAGUCAAAGUUGGAAAGCUUGUUCUCUUAAGCAAUGCGGCUGUUCUGCAGAUGUACAUGCUGAUUCGAUUCAUGCUACCAAUAAAGGUUUGUGUCAAUCUUAAUUAAUCUUCUCUCUAGUCUAAAAAUUAAAGACGGUGAAAAAUAAUGCACUGAAUUAGUAGCUGAUCAGGUUUAAAUUGUCAUCUUAAUUUACGUGUUAUGGUUUUCGAAGACUGAAAUAUCAUUCUUGUAAACAAAACAAUUAAUAGUUGUUUCCAUAUAUAUA
Molecule: messenger RNA, 1456 nt
Organism: Ziziphus jujuba (common jujube)
Lineage: Eukaryota; Viridiplantae; Streptophyta; Magnoliopsida; Rosales; Rhamnaceae
Product: probable fatty acyl-CoA reductase 4
Exons: 8
Coding region: 82-1296 (404 amino acids)
Biological process (GO): suberin biosynthetic process; long-chain fatty-acyl-CoA metabolic process
Cellular component (GO): intracellular membrane-bounded organelle
Molecular function (GO): alcohol-forming very long-chain fatty acyl-CoA reductase (NADP+) activity
Source: RefSeq, a predicted model, not a curated record